ACAGUUAUUAUUAAACGCUAGUUUCUGUGUCAUGACUUUAGCCCCGAGUUGCGUUUUCAAACUCCAAAAUGCGGCGUUACAUUCGUGCACUAAUGCUGUGCACGGUGUUUGCCGUGUUUUCGGGCUUGUACGUGUACAGUAAACUGCUCUACCCGGACGUGUCGGUCGGUGGGAACGGACCGAAGAGGGGCUUCAUCCCACCGAGAGUCCCCGGAGGCAGGCGAGGGGCCGCGGACAAAACUGGGCCCCAAAGCCCACACUGGUACAAUAGGUACAUCAUGCGCCAGCGAGGCCAGAUGGAGGCAGGUGGUGGCAGCGCCCAGAGCAGACCUGAACCUCCCAUGCACCUGGCUGUGGUGGCCUGUGGGGAGAGGCUGGAGGAGACUCUCACCAUGAUCAAGUCUGCUGUGCUUUUUAGCGUCAAGCGCCUCCACCUGCACAUCCUCGCUGAAGAUCAGUUACACGCCAGCUUCAUGGAAGCUCUGGAGUCGUGGCCUGAUUUUAUCCGCUCCAGGUUCAACUACACAGUCUACUCCAUCAGUUUCCCCAGUGAGAACGCAGCUGAGUGGAAGAAACUCUUCAAACCCUGCGCUUCUCAGAGGCUCUUCUUACCUCUGAUCCUAAAGGACGUCGACUCGAUCGUGUAUGUCGACUCAGACAUCCUCUUCCUGCAGCCUGUAGACCGCCUGUGGGCGUUCCUGUCCCAGUUUAAUUCCUCCCAGCUGGCUGCCAUGGCACCGGAGCACGAGGAGCCCCGUAUCGCUUGGUACAACCGCUUUGCCCGCCACCCCUUCUACGGCAGGACGGGCAUCAACUCGGGGGUCAUGCUCAUGAACAUGACGAGGAUGAGAAACACGUUCUUCAAGAAUGACAUGACAGCUGUGGGGCUGCGUUGGGAGGAGCUGCUGAUGCCUCUACUUCAAAAAUACAAACUCAACAUAACCUGGGGAGACCAGGACCUUCUCAAUAUUAUUUUCCAUCACAACCCUGAGUGCUUGCUGGAGUUUCCGUGCCAGUGGAAUUAUCGUCCAGAUCAUUGUAUCUAUGGCAGUAACUGUGCCUCAGCUGAAGAGGACGGCAUCUACAUACUGCAUGGAAACAGAGGGGUUUACCACGACCACAAACAACCUGCCUUCAGGGCUGUAUACGAGGCCAUACGGAAGUACUCCUUUGGCGCCGACCCAGUGACUUCUUUAUUGGAUCCACUCGAAGAGGAGCUGUUGAAGACGACGCACACGUACUGUGGUAAAUCCCACACACUCCUCACCAAGAAACUGGCACACAGCCUGGCAAACGUCAACAGGAAGGCCCCACGUGGACGGUGACAAAACCAAAUCACAAUAAUGGGACGGGGGCCAAGGAGAAGCUUUGACUUAAGCCUCAUAAGCUUGGUCAGAAAGACUCGAUUGUGAUUGGCUGUACAAACUGCUUGUCCUUGAGCAAGAAACUAGACGGCUUACUUGGACUCUUGCAAGCUCCACGCUGCUUUGAACAACAAAGGUUUUUGACUGAUAUACAAAAAAUGGAACCACUACAGCUCUGUAAACAUGUUUUACUUGGCAAAUUGUUCAGUAACAGUGAACCUGAGUUGUCCAAAAUGCAUCUGUGGAUAAAUGAGUGGAGCUUUUAGAUUAUUUUAGUGAACAGCUGCUCCACAAACAGUCGGAUUGUCUCAAACUGAGACUGCUCUCCUUUUGUAAGUUGCUCUGGAUAAGAGCGUGAUGUAAAAGUCUGUUGUAAACUUUAUGAAGGGCAGUCAGCCUUCUAGUGUUGGUGGACACAUGGAUUUUUUUUCUCCCAGGUGUUUCCAUUAUAGGCUCUUACAACAUUUUAUAUUUUACUGAGAACUGAUGUUUUCUUUUUGUCUUUAAAGCAUCUACUCUCUUCCACGUACUAACUUUCUCCUUUCAGUGCCUUUGGUGACUGUCUAAAGGUGAAUAAUCCUCAUGGUGCAAAAGAUGUGUAAAAAGUUCGGAAGAGGAGCUCUUGACUUUCCAUAUUGGAGAAUUUAUUGAACCAUGUGAAACACUCUUAUUGAAAGAGACAAAAGAAUCAUACGAGAACUAGACAAAGGCUUUCAGCAGGGCCUGGUUUUAAAGAUGCAUGCACUGGUCCACUUUUUCAUCCUUCAGAAACCACUUCAGUACCGGCGAAAUGGAAGAGAAGUCGUUUCAGAGAACAUGCAUGGAAUAAUAAUUUCUGAGUUUGUACAGUGAUUAUGUAAUAGUAUGUGAUUUUGCAGUGGCAGGGGCUGAGCAUAUGGGAACCUCUAUCAGAGUACUGCUUUCCUGAAGUUUUGUCCAUAGAAAUAGAAUGAGAGAGUAGAACUGAUGCUCACUUAAAAUCAACAUAGCAGGAUGAUCAGAGUGGCAGCCAUUUUUACGUGUAGCAUUGCUAUUGCAGCUUUUGUAGCGGGCUUACUUUCGCAUCUUCAAACCGACUUAGGAUGAGUCACAAAUCCACUGAGGUGUAGUUUUGCAGUAACAACCAAACGAGCAGUGAAGUAGAAUGUUUUGAAAAAGGUAACCCAUUACUUGUAAAAGUUUCUUGUUGCCAUCACCUGUUUGUCGAAACGUGAUGUAACGUUACUGUAGCUGCCUCACUCGGUGAAUUAAGGGCUUAUUUCGUUCAAACCACAGCUGGUGAUUGUUGGGACAGUGGACUAAAGCCCUGUUUCUACUCAGCACUUUCAGUAUGGUACCUUUGGAACCAAAAGUAACCCUUCAGACAUGGUACCUAGACCCUUGUGUUUCCACUGCAAACAGUACUCUUAAAUGUGGGCGGGGUUGUUGUCACUCACUGCUCCGUCCAGCGCUCACUGUAUUUCCUCAUUAGCAGUGACACAGAUGGAAGUCUGCACCUUGUUUAUCGUCCACAGAACGAAGCUGCACGCCAACGUUUCCAGAACAAAAUAGAACAGGCUGCAGUGAGAGUCUCUCUCCCUGGGAUAUUUAAAAAUAGCGGAUUUGUGCAUUUAGUCCUUCUCAGGCAAGCUCAGAUGUUUAGUGUUGCCGUAGCCCACAGGAACAACACUCCACGAUGCUUUUUUGCCCACUGCCGCACGAGGAUUAGAAUAUAUGCUGUCACAUAAACCUGGUUGAAAUAUAUCACGCUUGAAGAUCCACUCAUUACUAAAAGUGUAUGUAAUAUACAUAAACUAAAGUAAUGGUCAAAGUUGUCACAGUGAAAUUUAAGGUGCGUCGAUGGAUUCACGUCGUCACCUCAUGCACUGAGUAACAUAACAAGUUAAUGCUCCACCUUAAAAGUUGCCAGCAGUCGGCCCAGUGAAUUAAGUUAUUUUUCUCCGACAGUGGUUACAUGAGCCUCAAAACCAGCCACAACUCAGCCCUGAGCAGAGUGACUGACGGUAUGGAACCGAAAGUAACCCUUCAGACAUGGUACAGACCUUAGCAUUUCCACUGCAAACAGUACUCUUAAAUGUGGGCAAAACCAGACACAUUUCAGCCCUGAGCAGAGUGACCGUCCUCUAUUGACCAAUCAACAGACUGCAGUGUUCACAGCUCCACCUUUUAGUACCAGAUCUGUGUGUUAGGUACCCCAACAGAGGGGGGACCAAAAAUGGGGACGGCACAGGACCGUUCCACUGGUACCAUCCACAACAAACAGCUUAAUGCCCUUUCUAUUCAUUCUGUUUCUAUGGUUUUAUCCUAUUCUAUAUUAUUUUAUCGGUUACACAGGUGACCUCGCCUCGAAAUGGGAUGAUUUACAGUUAUGGGUCAUUUUUAUAUCAUGUAAUGUCAGUGUACAGUUUUGCGAUGUCAUGUGACUCCACACAAUCUUAUGUUUUUGUGUUCAAAUGCGAACAUCUCCAUGUUUCCAGCACAUUGCUGAUACUAUGAAAUCUUUUAAAAGCAGAUCAUGCAGAUAAGCUAAUAAACAUCCUGUUUAGGUUUGUUUACACUAAAGCCAACACUCAUAACGUGGAAAAAUUGCUGUUGAACAUGUGAAUAAGCUACAACUUCCUCUCCUGAUGCCAAAGCAUUUCUUUUUGUUGCACCGUUGAAUGUAUUUCGAACACUAUGGGGUGGAAAUCAAAAUGUUUUCAGUACUUACGCCGGUAUGGUUGUAAUGUGAGGAUAUCCUGACAUGUUUACUUGUUUAUUUGUCAUCUGUUGUGCUUUGUGCAUGUUUUUUUGUUACAUUAAAGAGU
This is a messenger RNA of Epinephelus fuscoguttatus (brown-marbled grouper), 4171 nucleotides long. RefSeq names its product glucoside xylosyltransferase 1b (gene gxylt1b). The transcript is spliced from 7 exons. The record is from RefSeq and is a predicted model, not a curated record. Gene Ontology annotation, biological process: protein O-linked glycosylation via N-acetylgalactosamine. Lineage: Eukaryota; Metazoa; Chordata; Actinopteri; Perciformes; Serranidae. Bases 69 to 1325 code for a protein of 418 amino acids. Gene Ontology annotation, molecular function: UDP-xylosyltransferase activity.